AUGAGCCUCGAAGCUAAGGAAGGUCGCGCCCGCCCUUCUCAAGUUGACGACCACCUGCUGAAGGCAAUCAUCGAAGAUGAUCCGCUUAAAACGGCACAAGAGAGUCCCCAAAAACUAGAUGUUAAACAUUCAACAGUCGUUCGGCAUUUGGAAAAAAAAUUGAGAAGGAUCUAUAAGGAAGACGCUUCCAAGAAAUUUCCGAGGCUGAAAGUGCACUAUGGUGACUAUGUGCUGGUGUGCUACAAGUGUAAUCCACUACAGCUUCAUGAAACUGGCGAGACCAUCACCACAGAGAACUACUACAAAGAACUGGACGAAAUGCACCGAAAACUCCAACUCCUUCUCCCUGCGUUAGUGAACAGAAAGGGCCUGAUUCUACUACACGGCACUAGCGGCCACGCAUUUCAAAUGUGA
Molecule: messenger RNA, 414 nt
Organism: Necator americanus (New World hookworm)
Lineage: Eukaryota; Metazoa; Nematoda; Chromadorea; Rhabditida; Ancylostomatidae
Exons: 1
Coding region: 1-414 (137 amino acids)
Biological process (GO): double-strand break repair via nonhomologous end joining; DNA integration; DNA double-strand break processing
Cellular component (GO): condensed chromosome; site of double-strand break; nucleus
Molecular function (GO): histone H3K4 methyltransferase activity; histone H3K36 methyltransferase activity; DNA topoisomerase binding
Source: RefSeq, a predicted model, not a curated record